Hyla sarda is the source of this 2828-nucleotide messenger RNA. Its product is annotated as cingulin-like protein 1. The coding region runs from base 10 to 1203 and encodes 397 amino acids. The transcript has 3 exons. The record is from RefSeq and is a predicted model, not a curated record. Lineage: Eukaryota; Metazoa; Chordata; Amphibia; Anura; Hylidae.
ACCUUACAGAUGGUUUCUGCUAAAUUGUCUCAAAAGGAAGAAGUAGUUCAUCACCUGACAGAGGAGAAAGAAAAAACGCUUGCAGACUUGAAUAAAGAGCAGGAAGCAACGCUUCAGCUGCAGAAAGAUAUGGAGCGCCACAAAAGUGAGUUUGCGGCUCUGCAGGAUGAACUGUCCCGCUCCCAGGGUCUUAUGACCAGCAAGGAGAGAGAAUUGGAGAUUCUGGCCAAGCAGAUCUCAUUCAAGGAUGAAGAAGUGAAUGUCCUGUGUGGGGCAUAUCUGGCUCUACAAAGUGAUCACAAGGCUAAGUUGGUAGCCAUGGAAGAGCUGGAGAAGGAGAAAGUGGUAAUGGCUCAUAAGGUGCAGAGCCUGGAGGCGCAGAACGAAACGCAUAUUAAGUCUCGCACAGCUGCCUUGGAUGCACUGGGUACUCAGCUCUCUGAACAAGAGGCUCAGCUAAAAGUCUAUGAGCAGAAAGUGUCCAAGAUGGCGCAACUGAAUAAAGACAAUGAGCAGAUGAGAGAACAACUGCUGUCCCUGGAGGAUACUGUCAAAAACUUGACAGAAUUGCUGGAAAGUGAGAAGAAGAACUCUUCUAAGCUCAAGAGUGAGCAGCAGAAAUGUUUAAAGCUGGAAGGGGACAUGGAGGUCCUUAAAGAAAGUCGUGACCAAGUUAUAGCAGAACUGGCUAACGAGAGGUUAAAAGUGUCUCAGAUGGAAAUUGAGGCAAAAGCCACAGCCGUCCGUGUAAAAGAAGAAAAACUGCUUGUGAGGCAAAAGCUACUGGAGACAGGGAUGCUUUCUCUAAAAAAGGCGGAGUCUGAACAAUGGACUCAAGAAACAGUAGAGUCUGAAGACCAUGAGAAGAAGCCAUAUGAAAGGUCCUCUGAAGCUGAGACUGAGGUGAAACCAUAUGGGAAGUCCUCUGAAGCUGAGACUGAGGUGAAACCAUAUGGGAAGUCCUCUGAAGCUGCAGAGAUAUUAACAUUGCAUGGUGAAAAUUCUGAGGCAGAGAAGUUCUCUGAGGUAGAAGUUAAACCAGAGAUAACUGCAGAAGCUGCAAGUAAAGUUAGUGACACAUCUGAAGGUGCAGGUGAAAAACUGGCUAAAGGAGCCAAGAGUUUUCAGCCUAAAAAUGAGCCUGUGAAAGUCGGUGUCCUUAAAGAAAGGGCUAAUAAGAAAGCAGAGUCCUUAAAAAUGUGAUAGAAGUCACUGUGAUAGAAGACUGGGUCGUGGUGGAAACCCUGAGAGGCACUGGAUUAGAAAACACUGGAAGAAAGUCCGCAGAAGUAGAAUUUGGAGAAGAGUCCGUCUCAAGGAGAAGAGGGACAGGUGCAUUAAAGGGAAGCCUCCUGAAAUUGUGGAGGAUGACUUAGAAGACCUGCAAAUGGGUGAUACAGGCUCGGUUGGCCACCAGCAAAGUUCGUGCAAUGGUCAUACCAGUGACAGAAGAAGACAAUGGCCUAGAGCAUCUGCCUUGUCCGCACCUAGAGUCCAGAGCACUGCACAGACCAAGAUGAAGAACCUGGUGUUGGAAAGGUGUGACAUGAAUGGAGCUUUUUACAAGGAAUUUGUCAAAGGUGACCAAAAGUCUUGUGCUCGGUGGCUGAUGAAAGUGCGAAUGAAAGAAGGGUGCACCAUUGAAGUGGUGCAGAUAAAAUCUACUGAUGAAGGAAGCCAAGUGCCUCAAAAUCUGUUGGACGUAGUUGUUCAAGGAAAAGGAAAGGCAGUUGGACUCUGCCUUUUGAAUACAAGUGCUCCUUCCCGGUGGUCUGAGCAGAGGGGGGGGGAUAUGUGGCAGUGUGGCAAGGAAAGGGUGUAUUUCCCUUGCUAUCUCUGCAGAAUGCUCCACCUGUGGCCUGAUUAAUGAGGUAUCAGGAAGGGAAAGUGUGUGUUUAAAAGGAAAAGGAACAGAAUAGUUGGGGCUCUUCCUAGGAGACAGCAUGUGGGCUGUAGGGAAGAGACAGAGCCUGCUGAGGAGUACACAGCCCGAGCUAUGAGAGGCUCAAAGAGACUGCCAUGAAUUGUGAGUAGAAGGUUGCAGGGGACAUAUGUUUAACCGGCUGAGGGAAGCUCAGCGGUUGUUAGUCAGGACAAGCUGAUCUGUUUAGUCAGUGACCAGACGGUCUAGGAUUUUGUUUUGUUCCUGCUUUUUGUUUAUUUCUUUCCCUGCAACCUGUCUAAUAAAACUGGCAAGGUGCCAGAUUUGCAUUAUAAACGUUUGUUUGCUGGUUUAUUGAGAAGAAACGCAUCCUGUGGCGUGGUCAAGGACGAUCCCGGAGCUAAUCCCCAAGGAGGAAUCCUUACAGUUGGAGGUUUGGUCUGGGAAGUGGCAGAUGAGGUUCAACACUGAUAAAUGUAAGGAGUAGAAAGACAAAAACGAAGACGUCCUAUCUCUUUCACACAAUGGACACCAACAGAAUAUGGUGGAUUAUGCUGACUUGUGAAAGGAUCCAUUAAGUUCCGUUGUGGUGUCCAUCUUUUUCACGAGAGGGACAGUACUGCAUGCCGCGCUAUUUAUCCUGUCCAAUAUGACAGACUCUGUGGAUGAGACUCCAAUUGCUCAUGAUCAGAGCUUUUCAGUUCUCGGGGAAGUCAUGUGAACGCGUCUCCUUACUGCUGUGAUUUAUGGAACGGAACAUCUUCCAUGCAAAUUGGAUUUCAGUAACCUUGUCACAGCGUUCGUCUCUGGGAUGGGAAUAGGAUUAUUUUCUCUCUCAUCGUGUAUACGCUCUUGGUUUUAUAGUUGACAUUUGUGACUUUUACAAUACUGUGUAUUACCUUUAAAGUGUAUCCAUCAGAUCCAACAAAAUAUAUCACUCAGUACC